AUGAUGGAAAACCCCUUGCAUUCAUCGACUCUCGCCACCAAAACUGGCGGCAUGCGUAAAUCAAAUUCGACGCGUAGCCUCGCGUCUUUAGCGGACGUUCAAGCGCUGAUUCUCGCUCAGGAUGAGGAAGAGCAAGCGCAUCAGCGUCGGAAAUCAUUGGACAAACCGCCACGUCACGCUAGCAUUCCCAUGUAUGCGCAGAUUUUACUCCAGUUGUGGCAACGUGAAUUACAACGCAACGACGUGAGCCUCACGACGGAUUUCUUUUACGAUCUCAAUGGCUCAGAGGAACAAGGCGCCCAUCUUGUUGGCUGCAUGCAAGCGCUAGGAUUUAACAUUACGGUGCCACAAUUUCUAGCGAUGCAUCGAUGCACCAUUUACUCGAUCUUGCUGGUGGCGCUCUGA
Peronospora farinosa is the source of this 405-nucleotide messenger RNA. The record is from the annotation of a GenBank genome assembly. NCBI's taxonomy places the organism in Eukaryota, Oomycota, Peronosporomycetes, Peronosporales, Peronosporaceae.